Messenger RNA from Frankliniella occidentalis (western flower thrips), 1344 nucleotides. Its product is annotated as protein FAM133B-like. The record is from RefSeq and is a predicted model, not a curated record. The transcript is spliced from 2 exons. NCBI's taxonomy places the organism in Eukaryota, Metazoa, Arthropoda, Insecta, Thysanoptera, Thripidae. The coding region runs from base 387 to 962 and encodes 191 amino acids.
UUAUUGUUGCUGGAACAAUGAUCAAGAGUGAACAGCUGAGUGAUGGUCAUGGCGGUGAUCUUGAUCAUGGCGCAAGUGAUACCUCUAGUGUCAGCAGUGAUGUCAAGCCCACUUCGGUACGAUCCUUGGCAACCUACAGCUAUAUCUACCUUUAUCUAAUUUACAUUUGAAUUUCGUAAUUUAUAUCUAAUUUGUUUUUAUUGCAGGACUCUCACCAAGUAGCUACCCUGAAAAAUUUGAAUAUUGAGCAGUCUGUUGCAGCAACUAUUGCUGCCGGGCAAGCCUCAGGUGGUACUGAUCCUGUCUUUCCUGAGCCCAUAUGUGAAGAUAAGAAUGUGAAGUUCAUCAAGAACCAUGAUUCAGAUGAUUCCAGUGACGAAUCUCCAAUGAGAAAGAGAAAGGGUCGCAGCCACAAGAAGUCGAAGAAAAGCAAGAGAUCACGCAAGAGGUCCACAUCUGAUAGUUCCUCGGAGUCUGAAGAUAGAAAGAAGAGGCGUCAUCGAAAGAAAUCGAGAAGGCAUGUUAGUGAUUCAUCCAGCUCGGAUGAUAGUAGCAGCUCCUCAAGCAGCUCUUCUUCAGACAGCUCUGAGUCUUCUAGGAGGAAAAGGAAGUCUAGAGGCAAGAAACGAAGGGUCACAGCCCAAAAGAGGAACUCCAAGAUUUAUGAGCCAUGCAACUACCUGUGCAGUGCUACCACACCAGGCGCGGUUAAGUUGCAAGAACCGUACGAAGUGUAUAUUAAAGAAUCUGAUUUGAACGAUGCACUCAGUAACUCAGGAUCUGUUACUCAGUUUAUCAGACAACUUACCCCUAAAGUGUACACUCAGGAUGCACUUGUCAAUGCUACACCAUUAGGUUAUUCAGAUAGAUCCAAGGGACGCAAGCACUGUGGUGCAGCACUUCCAAGACUUCACCCCGAUGGCCGCUCAGCAAUUUUGGGUAAGUCUUCUAAUUUAAUCUGAAGAUUUCAAAUCUAAUGCCAGGUGUUUUGAUUUUGUCUCAGUGAAUGACAAUCUGAUUGUCAAUGUAUCUUGUGAACUAAAACUGUAUUUUGUGUUAACUAUGUUACCCUUUUUUUGUAAUUCCAGAACGAGCCAGGAACCUGGAGAAUGAGAAGAAAAGCUGGCGUCCCCGUGUUGGAGAGGCCAAGAUGAAGAAUUCUUUUUCCAACAUUGUCCACAAGUUCAAGGAUGAUGGUUCGUAACCUGCUGUUCUCAUCAUAGUUGCUACUUGGGUCCCCUCUCCCCUAAUUGUUUGUUUUAUUUUGAAGUGUGGAGAAUUCUAUACAUUGCUUACGAUUGCGAUGGCUCGGACACCUAAGUAGUAACUCUUCACUUCCCACUU